Condylura cristata (star-nosed mole) is the source of this 6905-nucleotide messenger RNA. RefSeq names its product oxysterol binding protein-like 8 (gene OSBPL8). Bases 206 to 2887 code for a protein of 893 amino acids. The transcript is spliced from 24 exons. Gene Ontology annotation, cellular component: intracellular membrane-bounded organelle; cytosol; membrane. Gene Ontology annotation, molecular function: cholesterol binding. The record is from RefSeq and is a predicted model, not a curated record. NCBI's taxonomy places the organism in Eukaryota, Metazoa, Chordata, Mammalia, Eulipotyphla, Talpidae.
GGCAGCGCCCUGGGUCUGGGCUCGCGAUCCAGCUGCCGCGGAUUACACCGGCCGUAAGAAGUUGGGGUCUGCCCGGACGCGUGCUGGGCUCCUCCGGAACCAAGCCUCGGUCCCCUGCCUUUCCGGAGUCUCCGCGCCGGAAUAUCAGAUUUACAGAAUGACUAAUCAUUAACGGAAAGAGAAGUAUAAACCUACAUCUUUCACUAUGGAGGCAGGUUUGGCAGAUGGUGAACCUGACCGAACUUCGCUUCUUGGUGAUAGCAAAGAUGUCCUUGGGCCAUCAACUGUGGUAGCAAACAGUGAGGAAUCUCAACUUCUGACACCAGGAAAGAUGAGUCAGCGUCAAGGGAAAGAAGCUUAUCAAACACCAACCAAAGAUUUGUAUCAGCCAUCUUUUAGUCCAGCAAGUCCUCAUAGCCAGGGUUUUGAAAGAGGGAAGGAAGACAUUUCUCAAAAUAAAGAUGAAUCUUCACUCUCUAUGUCAAAGAGCAAGUCUGAAUCUAAACUUUAUAAUGGCUCGGAAAAGGACAGUUCAGCUUCAAGCAAGCUCACAAAAAAGGAAUCUCUCAAGGUACAAAAGAAGAAUUAUCGAGAAGAAAAGAAAAGAGCCACAAAGGAAUUACUCAGUACAAUCACAGAUCCUUCUGUCAUUGUUAUGGCUGAUUGGUUGAAGAUUCGUGGUACUUUAAAGAGCUGGACCAAGUUGUGGUGUGUGUUGAAACCUGGGGUAUUACUCAUCUAUAAAACGCAAAAAAAUGGUCAGUGGGUAGGAACAGUCCUUCUGAAUGCCUGUGAAAUCAUUGAGCGUCCAUCAAAAAAGGAUGGCUUUUGUUUCAAACUUUUCCAUCCUUUGGAGCAGUCUAUUUGGGCUGUUAAGGGUCCAAAAGGUGAAGCAGUUGGAUCUAUAACUCAGCCCUUGCCCAGUAGUUAUUUGAUCAUCCGAGCUACUUCAGAGUCAGAUGGAAGAUGCUGGAUGGAUGCUUUGGAGCUGGCCUUGAAGUGUUCUAGUCUUCUUAAACGUACAAUGAUCAGGGAAGGAAAAGAACAUGACCUGAGCAUUUCAUCAGAGAACACACAUGUCACUUUGUAUGGUUUGUUACGUGCUAACAAUCUCCAUAGUGGUGACAACUUCCAGUUAAACGACAAUGAAAUCGAACGGCAGCAUUUUAAGGACCAAGAUAUGUAUUCUGAUAAAUCUGAUAAGGAAAAUGAUCAAGAGCAUGAUGAGUCUGACAAUGAGGUAAUGGGGAAAAGUGAAGAAAGUGACACAGAUACAUCAGAGAGGCAAGAUGACUCCUAUAUUGAACCUGAGCCAGUUGAGCCUUUAAAGGAGACUACCUACACCGAAGAGAGCCAUGAAGAACUUGGGGAGGCAGGUGAAGCUUCUCAAACAGAAACUGUUUCUGAAGAAAACAAAAGCCUUAUCUGGACACUGCUGAAACAAGUUCGUCCUGGCAUGGACCUGUCCAGAGUAGUUCUGCCAACAUUUAUUUUGGAACCUCGUUCUUUUCUGGAUAAACUUUCAGAUUACUACUAUCAUGCAGAUUUCUUGUCUGAGGCUGCACUUGAAGAAAAUCCUUAUUUCCGUUUGAAGAAAGUAGUGAAAUGGUAUUUGUCAGGAUUUUAUAAAAAGCCAAAGGGACUAAAGAAACCUUACAAUCCUAUACUUGGUGAAACUUUCCGUUGCUUAUGGAUUCAUCCCAGAACAAACAGCAAAACCUUUUAUAUUGCCGAACAGGUGUCCCAUCAUCCACCAAUAUCUGCCUUUUAUGUUAGUAACCGAAAGGAUGGAUUUUGCCUUAGUGGUAGUAUCUUGGCUAAGUCCAAGUUCUAUGUAUAUAUUUCAGGAAAUUCACUGUCUGCAAUAUUAGAAGGAGAAGCUCGGUUAACGUUCUUGAAUAGAGGUGAAGAUUAUGUAAUGACAAUGCCAUAUGCUCAUUGUAAAGGAAUUCUUUAUGGCACAAUGACGCUAGAGCUUGGUGGAACUGUCAAUAUUACAUGUCAAAAAACUGGAUACAGUGCAGUACUUGAAUUCAAACUAAAGCCAUUUCUAGGUAGUAGUGACUGUGUUAAUCAAAUAUCAGGGAAACUUAAAUUGGGAAAAGAAGUCCUAGCUACAUUAGAAGGUCAUUGGGAUAGUGAAGUUUUUGUUAAUGAUAAAAAGACUGAUAAUUCAGAGGUUUUCUGGAAUCCAACACCAGACAUAAAGCAGUGGAGAUUAAUAAGGCACACUGUAAAAUUUGAAGAGCAGGGAGAUUUUGAAUCUGAGAAGCUCUGGCAGCGUGUAACUCGAGCCAUAAAUGCCAAAGACCAAACAGAAGCUACUCAAGAGAAGUAUGUUUUGGAAGAAACUCAAAGACAGUCUGCCAGAGAACGAAAAACAAAAAAUGAAGAGUGGGCUUGCAAGUUAUUUGAACUUGAUCCACUCACAGGAGAAUGGCAUUAUAAGUUUGCAGAUACUCGGCCAUGGGACCCUCUCAAUGACAUGAUACAGUUUGAAAAAGAUGGAGUUAUCCAGACCAAAGUAAAACAUCGCACUCCAAUGGUUAGUGUCCCCAAAAUGAAACAUAAGCCAACUAGACAACAGAAGAAAGUAGCAAAAGGUUAUUCCUCCCCUGAACCUGAUAUCCAGGACUCUUCUGGAAGUGAAGCUCAAUCAGUAAAACCAAGUACAAGAAGAAAGAAAGGUAUAGAACUGGGAGACAUUCAAAAUUCUAUCGAAUCUAUAAAGCAAACACAGGAAGAAAUUAAAAGAAAUAUUAUGGCUCUUCGAAAUCACCUAGUUUCAAGUACACCUGCCACGGAUUAUUUUCUGCAGCAAAAAGACUACUUCAUCAUUUUCCUCCUGAUUUUGCUUCAAGUCAUAAUAAACUUCAUGUUUAAGUAGAAAUUCUUUACAGUUGACUCAGAGAACUGGAAUAAUCAGAUUUGGCCUGGGACCAGUGUUCAAGUUGGUUUGGUCUUUAAAGCAUCACAAUAUUUCUAAAACAAAAAAACUUAGAGAUAAAUGUAGGGGUGUUGACCUUUCACACCUUUUACCCUUAACCUGAAACAAGAGCUAUUCUGUUUGACUAUUAAAGUGAGCUAUAUGUUAAGUGCCAGAAAAUUUCUAGCUUUUGUGAGAUUGUGUCUACAUGUGAGUAUAAUAAAUCCACAUGUAUACAUAUACUUGUGUUUUAUGCAUACCUGAUAGUAGUCUUUCUAUUUUAUAGUAUGUUCUGAGACUUAUCAUUAAUAUGUUAAUAACAAAAAUGCUGUCAAUAUUAUAAAUACAUGUAUGGUAAUCUAUUUUCUUCAUAAAAUAGGCACAAACAUUUUAUUGGUAAGGAGUGACAGAAUGGGAAAUGAUGAGAUAGACAUUUAAUAGUUCAGUUAACUGUACAGUUAAAAACAGUUGCAAAGCAUCCAGCUCAAUUGCUGUAGAAAUAUCAAGAGAAAAGUAUGGUCAAAAUUGAUAAUAUUGGGGGAAACAGGUGGCAUAUUACUUUUUUAAAAAGUUUACAUGUUUUUUUAACCCCUAGAAUUUAAUAUAGCUACACGUAUACAUGUAUGUAUGUGUAUAUCAAUAUAAAAAACUGGUAUGCAGCUGCUUGAUCUGUUGAUUAUCUCUUUCUGUAUAUUACCACCAGAAGCACUUGCUGAAAAAGUGUUGUCAGAAUUGAUUGCUAUCCUUUUAUUUCUUUUAAGUCAGCUGGUCCAAAUUCUAGAGAUGUUGAUAGGAAAUGCUAAUAAUUAAUGUCUUUUCAUAAUGAAAACUUAUUUUAGUAUUCAUUUAGACCCGAAUGUGUUCAGUGAGUAAAUAGAAUAGAAAAAAAAAUAUUUUACUCUAAAAGCCAAAAAAGAGAAAGGCAAUAAGACAUUUUGUGUGGUGGCAUUUAUGUGUACAUUAAAUUGGUUUCUUUGAAAUGUGCAAUAAGUUGAGCAUCAAAGAAAAGCAUCAAGUUCUGAAGUUCAAUUCUUGAUUGUCCUCCUUUGUUCUUGGUAACUUCAUUCUGUAGCAAGACCAUGCAUGGUUUCUAAGAUUCUUUUGUUCAGGCUCAGGCAAACUGGUCCCUAAGUUUUGUUUUUUAAUAUUUUAAUUUUACCUUUUACAUAUUUACAGUCCUCUAAAGCAAGUUUUGCAAGUGUGGUAAGCUUAGGAACAUGUUCCUAAAAUAUACUUUAGAAUCCUGAAAUGGUUAUUAAGGAAAGUGAGAGAAAAUAAUUGGUGUUGGCCAAUUUGCCUUUGACUAAAAGGAAACUGUGAGACGCUAAUAGUUAUAAUCAACUGUUUACAUCAUGAUAAAUAUAAAAUCAAGGAAUGGUUGCUGAAUUAUGAAAAUUGCAAGUGAUAUAAAGAGAUCCUGAAUUUUUCCUCCCUAACUGAUACAGCUUUUUUAACCAUAACCAUAUGUUUUCAGGAGUCCUUUUGGCAAACCAGUGCUGUAUCCUAUGUGUGUGAAAACAUUUUUUAAAUUGUUGAAAACAUAAGUAAGAUGUAGUUACACCCAGUAUUAAUACAGGUAUAAUAUGACCACAUUACAGUAGAUGGGGUUUUUGUUUGUUUCAUACUUAUAAUUUUUGUACCUUAUGUUGUCAGUUUUAUGCUCAACUGCCUAUUCGUUGAUAUAUUUGUAAAUAUUGUACAAUUAGAUCUUUUAAUGGUUCAAUUAGUAUUAACUUACAUUACAAAUAACUAGAUUGGCUAAUCACAGAAACCAUUCCAUCAUUAAACAUUGAAAACUUAAAAAUUUUUUGGUAGUCAAACUCCUCUGGGGCCUACUUUUGUUAGUUUCUUUGGUCUAUAACAGUGUUUAUUUGCAUGGGUAUCUUCCAAGACUGGAAAGGUAGUAUUUUCUUUAUUUAAAUGUUCCUUAUGGGGUUCUUGUUACCCAAGAGUCAAAACUACUUGAGCAGGGUUACUCAUGACAGUUUCUUUCAUACUAGAAUCAUAUAUCUACUCUAAUAGCCCUCUUGUACAUUUAGUUAUAUGGGAUCCUUUCUGUGAACUGAACACAAAACUCAGGAAUUGGUGGCUUAAUUUUAGAUCAGUGCUUAUAUUAGACUAGGUAGUAAGUGAAUUCUUUAAACACAUAAUUAAACCUUGUCUUUAGCCAUACAUGUAAAAUUGACUUUGAAUGUUCUCUACUUGAGAUUGAUCUUCCUUCCACACGUGGAUUCAUAAAAAUUGUGAUUUACAGUUCCCAGUUGUAAGUUUAUAAUGGUUUUUCUAGGAUUUAAGAUCUUAUGACCUUUAAAAUUUUAAGACCUUAGGAAUUUUUAAUUUGAUCAAGUUUAUUUUUUCACAUGAAAAUUCAGAUAAUUACAGACAUGUACAUUUCUGCUUUAGUUGUUAAAUGUACAACACCCUCAUUUAUACACCCAUUUAGUGAGAUGUAGCUGUCCGCUACAAAAAAAAUAGGACAUGAAAAAAAUAAGUUUCAGCAAUAGAUAUUUUAUUUGUAUUUCAUUUAAGUACUUUUUUUGUAUCGCUUAUAAAGGUACAGUUAAUCUCUGUCACCAUUCCAUUGAAAAAGUUGGCCUUGUAAACUAGAACUUUUAUUUAGUAUUCACGCAUUUGUGCCUUUUAAGAAAAUACUUUUUGUCAUUUUUAUGUUACAGAACUAUCUUAUUCAUAAAGUGUUUAUAGGCUUGUCAUAAAAGGGUCAUUUUUCUGUGUCACUUUAUUUCCUUUUAUAUAGUUAUAGUGUAUUUAAACAGUAAUACUGUACUUUUAUAAGGGUUUGUCUAUUUACUUAUUUCAAAUAUAUUCUUCACUCUCAGACUAUCAUUGAUGUAAACUUGUCAGGUUAUUCUAAGUAUUGUAAACAGUGCCUUUUCUAUGGAAUUCACACUGUUUUGGGGUGUCAACUUGUGCCAUAUACACACAAAAUUCUGUGGAAAGCAGUUUUAACUUUUUGAAGCAUAUCUUAACUAUUUAAGAACAAGUGUAUAAAACUCCAUUUUUUUUCCAGUGGUUAGCAUUUCUAGUGAACAAUGAAUAUAUUUUUGGCUCUUUUGUUGGACUUGGCAUUUUUGAUGAACCAUAUACGGCGCUAUAGAUUAUUUUGAAUUAUGUUAAAUGUACAAAAUAAGAUAAUAAAGUUACAUUUAUACCAGAUUUUCCAGUUUGAAACAAUGGGCGAAAACACAAAUCAUUAAGUUUACAUUUCAGCUUUGAUCUUAUUUGACUACAUGGAAAAAGAUGACUCUUUAAAAUGUAUAACCUGCCACUAUUAUGUAAUUUGGUUUCAUUUUGUUUAUCUAGAGUGUGAACUUAAUAUAUUCAGUUUACCUUUUGUUACUCUUAAUCUGUUUUGUUACAGUUUUUAAUUGAAGAUGGACUGUUAAAUUGUAUAGGCUCAGUGUCUCCUUACUAUGACUAACAUUUAGGAGAGCCACAAGAAACCCAUGACAAAAUGAAUGUGAAUAUACUUUCUAAAAUAUUUAGAAAAUUUUAACUUUCUGCAUUUAUCAUGUAAAAUUACUUUAGUAUACAAUAUUGAAAUUUAUUUAAAGAAAAAUGCCACAGACAUUUGAUGAGCCACAGAACUUAAGUUGAAAAAUGUUUUCACUUUUUAGCAUGCUAAGUAUACAUCUAAAUUAAAUGUCCUGUUUAAUGGCCAUUUACAAAUUCAAACACUACCACUGGUCAGUUUUGUAUAAUAGAAUAAAAGUAUGUUAUGUGCAGUGUAAGUAUAGCACACUGUCAAAUUCUUUUCUUUAAGGUGCAUAGUAAAUGUACAGAUAGUCAUAGGCUAUUGUUUUGUAAUGUACUACAUUUAUAAUCUAUUAUUCCUAACCUAUUAUAAAUGUUUGCAGAGGCAAAAGCAUUGAAUUUUUCUAAUGAUCUGUAAAAUUAUGCUGACUUCUACAAGUAGGUAUUCUAAAUAAAAUUUUAAAAAGAACAGACUGUGGCCAAAUGA